AUGUCGUCAACGACCAUAGCAGCAACUGAUCCCUUCACAUUUCCUCGCUUCUCAGAGCUCCCUCCAGAACUGCGCAAUCAGAUAUGGAAUGAUGCCUUGCUUGAGAAGGACAGGCCAGCCUUGUUCCCGUACAUAGAUGGAUGUUGGCACCCGAUAGACCUGUCGGAAUCCGACGAGGGAUAUAUUGCCAACACUGACAAUAUACGGUUAGAAUUCAACCCUGCUUUAUUAGAUCCUAUCCCAAUUGAGGUACCGGUGUAUUUUGUCAACCGUGAAGCUCCUGGCGCCGCCCUAGCCUGGGCCCAUAGACAGGGAGUCAGGAUAAUCUUUUACACGGAGGAGCAGCGACUUGUUUUUGGGCGCCUAUUUGACAACGAGCAAGACACACUAUAUGUGGCGCUUAGCAAUUUUGCCGACUUUUUUGUCGAGCCCUACAAUCGGUUAGCUGAGCCAGAUCUCUUUGGGCGGAUUGCUGGUUCAUGCCGUGCCCGAGGCGCUGCUUGA
This is a messenger RNA of Pseudogymnoascus destructans, 504 nucleotides long. RefSeq lists its product as uncharacterized. Bases 1 to 504 code for a protein of 167 amino acids. The transcript has a single exon. Lineage: Eukaryota; Fungi; Ascomycota; Leotiomycetes; Thelebolales; Thelebolaceae. The record is from RefSeq and is a predicted model, not a curated record.